CGGCGGCCGGCAGCGGGGCCGGGCCCGGGAGUGCGCAGCAGACGGGCCGGACAGAGGCCGGGCGGGCCCUCGAGGGGGAGGCCUGGACGCCAUCUCUGCCGGCGAACCCCGGGGCCCACCGACCUCCCAGCAACACCUCCCUUCCCCAGGGCAGCUGACCGCCGCCGGCCCCUUCUCAGAGUGAAAUCAUGAAGGUAGUGAACUUGAAGCAAGCCAUUUUGCAAGCCUGGAAGGAGCGAUGGAGUGACUACCAGUGGGCAAUCAACAUGAAGAAAUUCUUCCCCAAAGGAGCCACCUGGGACAUUCUCAACCUAGCAGAAGCACUACUGGAGCAGGCCAUGAUUGGACCUUCCCCCAAUCCUCUCAUCCUGUCCUACCUGAAGUAUGCAAUUAGUUCCCAGAUGGUGUCCUACUCCUCUGUCCUCACAGCAAUCAGUAAGUUUGAUGACUUUUCCCGGGACUUGUGUGUCCAGGCUUUGCUGGAUAUCAUGGACAUGUUUUGUGACCGACUGAGCUGUCAUGGCAAAGCCGAGGAGUGCAUCGGGCUGUGCCGGGCCCUUCUCAGCGCCCUCCACUGGCUGCUGCGCUGUACUGCAGCCUCUGCCGAGCGGCUCCGGGAGGGGCUGGAGGCCGGCGCUCCAGCUCCAGCGGCCGGGGAGAAGCAGCUUGCCAUGUGUCUGCUGCGCCUGGAGAAGACCCUCAGCAGCACCAAGAACCGGGCCCUGCUCCACAUCGCCAAACUAGAGGAGGCCUCAUUGCAUACAUCCCAGGGACUUGGGCAGGGUGGCACCCGAGCCAAUCAACCAACAGCCUCCUGGACUGCCAUUGAGCAUUCUCUCUUGAAGCUUGGGGAGAUCCUGGCCAGUCUCAGCAACCCCCAGCUCCGGAGCCAGGCUGAGCAGUGUGGCACGCUCAUUAGGAGCAUCCCCACAAUGCUGGCUGUGCACUCGGAGCAGCUGCAUAAGACUGGCUACCCCACGGUCCAUGCGGUGGUCCUGCUCGAGGGCACCAUGAACUUGACAGGCGAGACACAGCCCCUGGUGGAACAGUUGAUGAUGGUGAAGCGUAUGCAGCAUAUUCCCACCCCACUUUUUGUCCUGGAGAUCUGGAAAGCUUGCUUUGUGGGGCUCAUCGAGUCUCCCGAGGGUACAGAGGAGCUCAAGUGGACAGCUUUCACCUUCCUCAAGAUCCCACAGGUUUUGGUGAAGUUAAAGAAAUACUGUCACGGAGACAAGGACUUUACCGAGGACGUCAGCUGUGCUUUUGAGUUCCUGCUGAAGCUCACACCCUUGCUGGACAAAGCUGACCAGCGCUGCAACUGUGACUGUACAAAAUUCCUACUCCAAGAAUGUAGCAAGCAGGGGCUUCUGUCUGAAGCCAGUGUGACCAACCUCAUGGCCAAGCGCGCGGCAGACCGGGAGCAUGCACCCCAGCUGAAAUCAGGAGAAAAUGCCAACAUCCAGCCCAAUCCUGGGCUGAUCCUCCGGGCGGAGCCCACUGUCACGAAUAUCCUUAAGACGAUGGAUGCAGACCACUCCAAGUCCCCAGAGGGCCUGCUAGGAGUCCUGGGCCACAUGCUGUCCGGGAAGAGUCUGGAUCUGCUGCUGGCUGCCGCUGCUGCCACGGGGAAGCUUAAAUCCUUCGCCCGGAAAUUCAUCAAUUUGAAUGAAUUUACCACACACGGCAAUGAAGAACUCGCCAAAGCAGCCUCCGUUCGCGCCUUGCUCUUCGACAUCUCCUUCCUCAUGUUGUGCCAUGUGGCCCAGACCUAUGGUUCAGAGGUGAUUCUGUCCGAGUCAAGCACAGGAGCACAGGUGCCCUUUUUUGAAACGUGGAUGCAGACUUGCAUGCCCGAGGAGGGCAAAAUCCUGAACCCUGACCACCCCUGCUUCUGGCCUGACUCCACCAAAGUGGAGUCCUUGGUGGCCUUGCUCAACAACUCCUCGGAGAUGAAGCUGGUGCAGAUGAAGUGGCACGAAGCCUGUCUCAGCAUUUCAGCGGCCAUCUUGGAGAUCCUCAAUGCCUGGGAGAAUGGGGUACUGGCCUUCGAGUCCAUCCAGAAAAUCACAGAUAACAUCAAGGGGAAGGUAUGCAGUCUGGCAGUAUGUGCUGUGGCUUGGCUCGUGGCCCAUGUGCGGAUGCUGGGGCUGGACGAGCGUGAGAAGUCGCUGCAGAUGAUCCGCCAGCUGGCGGGGCCGCUGUAUAGUGAGAACACUCUGCAGUUCUACAACGAGAGGGUGGUGAUCAUGAGCUCGAUCCUGGAGCACAUGUGCGCUGACGUGCUGCAACAGACAGCCACCCAGAUCAAGUUCCCGUCCACGGGUGUGGACACAAUGCCCUACUGGAACCUGCUGCCCCCCAAGCGGCCCAUCAAGGAGGUGCUGACGGACAUAUUCGCCAAGGUGCUGGAGAAGGGCUGGGUGGACAGCCGCUCCAUCCACAUCUUUGACACCCUGCUGCACAUGGGAGGCGUCUACUGGUUCUGCAACAACCUGAUUAAGGAGCUGUUGAAGGAGACGCGGAAGGAGCACACGCUGCGGGCGGUGGAGCUCCUCUACUCCAUCUUCUGUUUGGACAUGCAGCAGGUGACCCUGGUCCUGCUGGGCCACAUCCUGCCGGGGCUGCUCACCGAUUCCUCCAAGUGGCACAGCCUCAUGGACCCCCCCGGCACCGCUCUUGCCAAGCUAGCCGUCUGGUGUGCCCUGAGUUCCUAUUCCUCCCAUAAGGGACAGGCGUCCUCCCGUCAAAAGAAGAGACACCGUGAAGACAUUGAGGAUUAUAUCAGUCUCUUCCCCUUGGAUGACAUGCAGCCCUCAAAGCUGAUGCGACUGCUGAGCUCCAAUGAGGAAGACGCCAACAUCCUUUCGAGUCCCACCGACCGCUCCAUGAGCAGCUCCCUGUCAGCCUCCCAGCUGCACACGGUUAACAUGAGAGACCCGCUGAACCGAGUCCUGGCCUCACGUCUUCUCAGACGCUGCUCACAGAGUGCUCCCUCUCCCCCCGUUCCGCACAGCCAACCUGUUCCUGCUCAUCUCCUCCAUCCUGGGGUCGCGGACGGCCGGCCCGCACACUCAGUUUGUGCAGUGGUUCAUGGAGGAGUGUGUGGACUGCCUGGAGCAAGGCAGCCGGGGCAGCAUCCUGCAGUUCAUGCCCUUUACCACCGUAUCAGAACUGGUGAAGGUGUCAGCCAUGUCCAGCCCCAAGGUGGUUCUGGCCAUCACGGACCUCAGCCUGUCCCUGGGCCGCCAGGUGGCUGCCAAGGCCAUUGCUGCGCUCUGACGGGCUUGGGGUGGCCGCAGGGGCCGUCUGGGGGACCACAGCCCCAGGUGCCUCAGAAGAGAACAGUGAGGAAAGAUGAGACAUCAUUGCUCAUAUCCACAUGAUGUAAGAGCCCUAUGUCAUUUCUGGAUCAUUCCCUUAUCCUGACAUCUGACCUCUAAGACGUCUCCCAGUUUCUUUCAUAAUUUCCUCUGCCCACAGCCAGCGCCUAAAGAGUGCGCGCAGCCUGGCUCUUAGCCCAGGGCCCUCAGCACCCCAUACCCCUGCCUUGCCCGCCUCCCCCUUCCAACAGUAGAUGUAGCUCUGGGAACUUUGCAGGUGCAGAGUAUGUAUAUUUAUAUUUUUGUAACACAUGAGGGAAGUUCCCCUCAGCUCAUUUGUAAAUAAAGAUCUUUGUGGGUCCCUG
This is a messenger RNA of Mirounga angustirostris (Northern elephant seal), 3685 nucleotides long. RefSeq names its product mediator complex subunit 24 (gene MED24). The record is from RefSeq and is a predicted model, not a curated record. The transcript has 27 exons. Gene Ontology annotation, cellular component: mediator complex. NCBI's taxonomy places the organism in Eukaryota, Metazoa, Chordata, Mammalia, Carnivora, Phocidae. Bases 189 to 3383 code for a protein of 1064 amino acids. Gene Ontology annotation, molecular function: transcription coregulator activity.